AUGGAGUGUGCCGUGUGUGGAGUGUGCCGUGUGUGGAGUGUGCCGUGUGUGGAGUGUGCCGUGUGUGGAGUGUGUGGAGUGUGCCUUGUGGAGAGUGUGCCGUGUGUGGGGUUUGCCGUGUGUGGAGUGUGCCGUGUGUGGAGUGUGCCGUAUGUGGAGUGUGUGGAGUGUGCCGUGUGUGGAGUUUGCCGUGAGUGGAGUGUGGAGUGUGUGGAGUGUGCCGUGUGUGGAGUGUGCCGUGUGUGGAGUGUGUGGAGUGUGCCGUGUGUAAAUGUGCCGUGUCUGGAGUGUGCCGAGUGGGGAGUGUGCCGUGUGUAG
Pecten maximus is the source of this 318-nucleotide messenger RNA. RefSeq names its product keratin-associated protein 5-2-like. Lineage: Eukaryota; Metazoa; Mollusca; Bivalvia; Pectinida; Pectinidae. The coding region runs from base 1 to 318 and encodes 105 amino acids. The transcript has a single exon. The record is from RefSeq and is a predicted model, not a curated record.